Messenger RNA from Peromyscus maniculatus bairdii (prairie deer mouse), 2528 nucleotides. RefSeq names its product nuclear transcription factor Y subunit beta (gene Nfyb). Gene Ontology annotation, biological process: regulation of transcription by RNA polymerase II. Lineage: Eukaryota; Metazoa; Chordata; Mammalia; Rodentia; Cricetidae. The record is from RefSeq and is a predicted model, not a curated record. Gene Ontology annotation, cellular component: nucleus; CCAAT-binding factor complex. Gene Ontology annotation, molecular function: RNA polymerase II cis-regulatory region sequence-specific DNA binding; DNA-binding transcription activator activity, RNA polymerase II-specific; protein heterodimerization activity.
GGCCUGGCGGCCCCCGGCCCGCUCGGCGCCCACAGAAUGCAGCCAUCUGGCGGCUGGCGCGCCCCGGACUUGCCCCGAAGGUUAACAUUGGGCAAGGAUCCACACCUUUUGCCGGGUGGUUGAGACCACCACUGACAGACAGUUCUGACGCUGUUUCAUGACAAUGGAUGGCGACAGUUCGACCACAGAUGCCUCUCAGCUAGGGAUUUCGGCGGACUACAUCGGAGGAAGUCACUAUGUCAUCCAGCCGCACGAUGAUACUGAGGACAGCAUGAAUGAUCAUGAAGAUACAAAUGGUUCAAAAGAAAGUUUCAGAGAACAAGAUAUUUAUCUUCCAAUUGCAAAUGUGGCUAGGAUAAUGAAAAAUGCCAUACCUCAAACAGGAAAGAUUGCAAAAGAUGCCAAAGAAUGUGUUCAGGAAUGUGUGAGUGAGUUCAUAAGCUUCAUAACAUCUGAGGCAAGCGAACGCUGUCAUCAGGAGAAGCGGAAGACGAUUAAUGGGGAGGAUAUUCUCUUCGCCAUGUCCACUCUAGGCUUCGACAGCUACGUGGAACCUCUGAAACUGUACCUUCAGAAGUUCAGAGAGGCCAUGAAAGGAGAGAAGGGCAUUGGUGGAGCGGUCUCGGCUACAGAUGGGCUAAGCGAGGAGCUCACAGAAGAGGCGUUUACUAACCAGUUACCAGCUGGCUUAAUAACCGCAGAUGGUCAACAACAAAACGUUAUGGUUUACACAACGUCCUAUCAACAGAUUUCUGGUGUCCAGCAAAUUCAGUUUUCGUGAUCUGAAGAAGUGAUGGAAGCGGGCUGUACAGAUAGUCCGACCAAGUCUGGAACAGAGGCCGAGUCGGGAGGAAGUGGGAAGGCGCCUCUUUGUACAAUACGUAGCUGUAAUGUAGCUUCCUGAUGCUUGACUAAUUGAGGUGUUAAUUCUGACUUGAGAAUCUUUUUCAUGAAUGAUUUUAAAGAAAAAAUUGGAUUUUAAAGGUAUUAAAAUAUUUUUGUUUUGUACGAGAGUUUGUUGCUCUGUAUGACGCCUGUAUGCAUUGUAUAUUGCAAUUUAUUACUGUCAGAGAUUUGUAGACAGUUUCUUAUUUUCAUAUUGAAUCAUGUUAUUUUGUAAUUCAAGUAAGCAGCUGGGUUAAUUCAUGAUGUUUGCCCUUUUAAUAAAGUAUAAGGGUAGAGUUCAUUUUGAAUGAAAGUUGCCUUUAUUAUAAAUUUGAGUUUGUCCUGGCUAUAUACUAUCUUGCAUGAUAACCUAGCUAGAUUUUUAGAAUUUACUUUAUUUAUUGAAAUUAAUUUUUUUGGUAAAAGUCAUAGCUUAAGCAGUGUCUUUUUAAAUGUAAUUGAAUAAUUAAGUUGGAUGCAGAAGCAAGUAUUGUCUGACCUAUAAACUUGGUGCCCAUCACUGUCCGCACCUCUUCAGGUAGCUCUAGUUACUAUCAUGUGUGUUAGAAUUCAUUCUCACUUGAUGUAGUCCCAGCACCCCUGAAGUGGUCCCUUUCUUAAGUAUUACAGUGUCCUCGUCAAGAGGGAUGCUUUUAGUCCAUUGGUAAUGUCCUAUUACCCUUUUCACGGAAAGGUCAGCUUUCCUGUUGAGCUGUGAGCACCAGAACAGGGGGUGUGAUCGUGUGCAGACGUUUCACGUGGAUGAGUGAACACACAGGAGAGCAGUGAGGGCUGCGGAUCAUGGGACACCAUGGGACACGGGAGCCUUGUGGCGCUGUCAUGCUGUCUGCAGUAAACUAACGUUAGAUGAUGUGGCUUUGUACAGCUUAGCAGUGUGUGCUUAGGUUCCUUUUUAAAGUAAAGAUUUCUAUUUUCUCAUCUAUUCUUUUUAGUAAUAAUUACUUUGAGUUUUUGUGUACGUAGAGGUGGUAGUUUUAGCUCUAUCAAAAAUAGCGUAUUGUACACUGUGUCCAGAAGGAAAUGUAUGGGACUCCAAUGGAUGAAGGAGAAAAUUUUCUAGAUACAAACUGAAUGAUAAGAGCCACUUUGCCAGGAGUCUUGGGGAACAUAGCUGGCUAUUCAGAGAUGAACUAACUCCUCCUCUCCUCUCCCCCUUUUCAAUAAUAACCUUCAUUGUAGACAAUGCACAUAGGAAAGAAAGGCAGAGGAUGGUGAAGCAAAAUCGACAGCCACUCUACUGUGUUGAAAUAACCAAUGUUAAUAUUUUGAUAAAUUCAUUUGUCCUUUUACUUUGCUAAAUAUGUAUAUUUUUAUAAAAUGGGCUCAUGUUGUGCACACUGUUUUGUAACUGGCUUUUUCACUUAACAAUAUAUUGUGAACAUCUUCCCCAGGUUGUGCAUGGUCUUCUGCAUCAUUUUUACUGGGUCUUUAUUCUGUUGUAUGAUUGAAUCAUGAUUAAUUUAUUUAAUCACUAUUGGAAAUUUUAACUCUUUUCAUCUCUCCAUAGUUAUAAAUAGCACUUCACUGAAUCUUGUGUAUAUCGUAACUUUUCUUGAAAUAAAUCCUUAGAAGUAGAACUGCUGGGUUACCAGAUACACACAGCAGGAAGGUUUUGCUCCUUG